AUGCCUUAUAUUGAUGAUGAACUUCAAAAUCGUUGGUUCGACUUUGGUGGCGAUACUAUCAUUAACACUAACCGUCAUAUUCGUUUAACAAACAAUCGUCAAUCGCAAGUUGGUCACUUAUGGUCUAGACUGCCUAUUACUGCUCCUGAUUUCGAAGUGGAAUUUGAAUUCAACGUGGAUGGUCCUGCUGGUCAUUUGUAUGGUGAUGGUUUUGCAAUGUGGUUGACAAAGGAAAGAGCCACUGAAGGAACUGUAUUUGGUUCAAAGAAUCAAUUUGAUGGUCUUGGUGUAUUCUUCGAUACCUAUGAUAAUGAACGUGCUCAUCGUCAUACAUUCCCUUAUAUUAGUGCCAUGCUUGGUGAUGGUGCCACUACUUAUGACAAUGACAAGGAUGGUCGAACAACGGAAUUGGCUGGUUGUGAAGCGGAUUUCCGGGCAAAAACAUUCCCUACACGUGCCCGUUUGUCUUAUUACAAGAACAAUUACCUUAAAUUGGAUGUGAUGUGGCGUGAUGAAGAUACUUGGGAUGAAUGUUUCAAGGUAGAUGAUGUCAAGUUGCCAAAUCAAAUCUAUCUUGGAUUCUCUGCUCAUACUGGUGAAUUGACUGAUAAUCACGACAUUAUUUCAGUAUCAACAAGAACAUUGGUACCAGAACCAAAGCAAACUAAACCGACCAAGGCACCAGCAAAACCAAAAAAGACAUCCGGUGGAUUCUUCACCUUCUUGUUGAAGAUUCUUCUUGCAGCUGGACUUGUGGGUGUGUUGUUUGUGGGGUAUCGCGCGUACGAAAAGAACAAUCAAAUGAAGCGUUUCUAA
This is a messenger RNA of Halteromyces radiatus, 816 nucleotides long. RefSeq names its product legume-like lectin family-domain-containing protein. The record is from RefSeq and is a predicted model, not a curated record. The transcript is spliced from 8 exons. NCBI's taxonomy places the organism in Eukaryota, Fungi, Mucoromycota, Mucoromycetes, Mucorales, Cunninghamellaceae. Bases 1 to 816 code for a protein of 271 amino acids. Gene Ontology annotation, molecular function: D-mannose binding. Gene Ontology annotation, cellular component: endoplasmic reticulum membrane; endoplasmic reticulum-Golgi intermediate compartment; Golgi membrane. Gene Ontology annotation, biological process: endoplasmic reticulum organization; Golgi organization; endoplasmic reticulum to Golgi vesicle-mediated transport.